Alternaria rosae is the source of this 1863-nucleotide messenger RNA. RefSeq lists its product as uncharacterized. NCBI's taxonomy places the organism in Eukaryota, Fungi, Ascomycota, Dothideomycetes, Pleosporales, Pleosporaceae. The record is from RefSeq and is a predicted model, not a curated record. The transcript has a single exon. Gene Ontology annotation, molecular function: FAD binding. The coding region runs from base 415 to 1764 and encodes 449 amino acids.
AGGCCGCAUAAAAGCGCUCAUGCGCGCUCACUUCGCUUGCGGGAGAAUCAGCAAGGAUGCUAAGGCAGCAAUAUAUGUGGCUCCACCGUUGGAUUCCUGAAGAUUAUCGCCUUUUAUGUCCGCAUUAACUGCGUCCGGAGAAGAGGUCGGAGAAUACGGUCUCCGACACCAUGUACGGGAAUUUCGUUCGGAGCAGCAUCGUACUGCGUCGGCUUUGUGUAGCAAUAGUAAUAUAAAAAACGAACAUGCCCGGAAGGAUAGACCCGGUUGUCAUUCAGCUGAUAUCGUUGCCUUUCAAAGAUAUUGCCUACUCUUCUCUACCCACGGACCCCAUUCUCUUGUCCUACUGCAUUGUGCGUGCGUUCAAGUACUAGUACUUCAUCAAAGCAACUCUCUGGUCCUACCAUCGCAGAGAUGUCUACCACACAACCCCCUCUAAACAUCCUUAUCGUCGGCGCAGGCGUCUGCGGCCCCGUCCUCGCCCUCAUACUCCAACGCAGCAAUCCUCUUCACACCAUCACAAUUAUAGAACGGUACCCCACGCUCCGCACAGGCGGCCAGCAAAUCGAUCUAAAAGCCCAAGGCAUCCCCAUCAUGAAGAAACUAGGUCUCCUCGAAACACUGCGCCCCUACUGUGUCCAUGAAAGCGGCAUGGAGUUUGUUGAUCGGAAUGGCAAGAGUUUGAUGCAGUUUGGUGUUAUGGCUGCAGAGGGGGAACGGGGGUCGUUGGCGCUGACGAAUGAGUUUGAGUUUAUGAGAGGAGAUUUUGUGAAGAUGAUCUACGAUAUCAGUCUACAGGAGAGGGAAGCGUUGGAUGCGCAAGGCUACAGUGGGAGUCUGAAAUACGUCUUUGGGACGACUAUCACUGCACUCUGCCCAGACCCAACAACAGGCACACCAAAAACAACAGUGACAUUCUCCAACGGCUCAACAUCCUCCUUCGACCUCAUCGUCGCCGCAGAUGGCCAAUCCUCACGAACCCGUCGUCUCGCCUUCAGCCAAGAAACCAGCGACGCCUCCUUCAGAUCCCUAAACAUCCACGCCGCAUACUACAACAUCCCGCGCCUGUCCUCAGAAAACAGUCUCGCACGCAUCUACUUCGGUCCGCAAAACCGCAUGGUGAUGACCCGCACGGGUGAUCGUCCCGUCACACAAGUCUACCUCUUCCUCUUGAGGAACAACCAGGAACGGGGGAGUCGCAUGAAGGAUACGUAUAAGAAGCCAGCAGCUGAGCAGAAAACUGUUUGGAGCGAGGAAUAUGGUGAUGCGGGGUGGGAGUGUCCGCGGUUUCUGAAGGGUUUGGAAGGGGUGAAGGAUUUCUAUGCAACCGAGAUUGGGCAGGUCAAGAUGCCGGAGCAGCAAUUGCACAAAGACCGGGUUGUCCUACUCGGAGACGCUGGGUAUUGUCCCUCUGCUUUCACGGGUAUGGGGACCACACUGUCGCUCAUCGGCGCGUAUGUCCUCGCUGGUGAACUGGCGCGGUGUGGCAGUGAUGUUGAUGCGGCGCUGGACGCGUAUCAGGAGGAGAUGAAGCAGCCAGUUGAGGAGUGUCAGAAACUGGGGGCGUUGGUGGAGGAUUGGAGGUUCUUUCCUGAGUCGGUUUGGGGGAUUUGGGUCGUGGGCUGGGUGCUUUGGUCGAUUUCGACGAUGAGGGUGGAUAAGGUGCUGGGAUGGUUUGCGGGGUGGUUGCCGGAGGGGAAGGAGAAGAGGUGGGAGUUGCCGGAGUAUGAGAACUUGAACCUGAGGGCGCCGAAGACGGAGUGAGAUGGAGUGGGAGGAAGAUGGAUGUUGAUGCCGUGACAGGUGUUGUAAGGUUGUGGCGGGCGGAGUUUGUACUGUAUGCAUGCGCUACGAUGCGACGAC